GAAAUGAACACGCAGAACACAAAAGCGUCGCGCAAUUCUCUUGAGCGACAGUUGGGCCAUGGGGGUGGCACGGGGAUCACUUCGGCAGAGCGUCGGGAAAGAGAUGCCGCAAAAUAAUCAUCAUGCCGACUACUAGCACGAAUUCCGCGCCCCCCGAUCCGGGGUCUCGGUCAGGCCCUUCGACUGCGUCCGGAAGCGCGUACAACCCCGCGGACCGGAAAAUGGGUCCCACCACUGACACUAACCGGGCCACGGACCAGAACGUGGGGCAGGCGGCGGGUGGCCGGAUUUUGAAGCUGGAAUACCAAGGUAUAGUGUAAUGGAAAAUACAAAACUACAUCUUUUCACGACCAAAGGAGUUCGAGCUUAUCACAGACCUAAACAUCAUCUCCUUUUUUGCUCAUGCACCUCUGAUGGCAGAACGUUUUCUUUGUUCGACCUAGACCGAACCGUCCAACAAAUGUUAAAUCUCGACAGGCAACUGCUACAACUGGUUCGACCUGGAAACCACGGAGGCGGUGUACCACCGGGAUUUUAUCUCGAUUCUGAAGACGAACAUCCAGAACUACUUCGAAGUGCCCGUCCCCGAGCAGCUUUUGUUCGACCAAUCUGGCACGCUGCUUGUUCUCGAGCAGGACAUCCGCAGUGCCAUCAGCGGCCCGCGAAGGCAAAUUGAACGUGAAGGGGACCAUGACAAACCACAGCCAAAAUCCGAUGUGUUUCUCAAAUUGCUCGACCUGCGCGAGGUGCGCCAGAACCCGGAACUGUUCAAGCAAAUCCAGUACCAUCUGCAAAAGCAUUGUACCCGUACACAUUGCUGUCUGCCAUGACAGAUCUGCGUGGUUGCCUAAACCCGCAUGACAAAUUCCUGUUUUCCUUUUAUACGAAAUUUGUCAUGCAAUUUGUACUCGUGCGAGGCUUUUGCAAUGCAUAUCCAGGGUCGGUUAACGGCGAUUUCCUCCACCGUGGGUCGGAUAUCAAAAUGAAAAAUCCCCCCUCCCCAUAUCAAAACGGAAAUUUGUGAUGCUGAUUUGUGACCACAAAUCAGCUUUGUAUUGCAGAGAGGCACUGCGGCCAGAUCCCCAGGCUAGGUAGCGGCGUAUGGGUCUAGUAGUUCAGCAUGGCAAACGGCCCCCCUUUAGGCCCAACAGCGUGACAAAUCGCUUCCAUAAUGGUGCGGAAGCUUCUGCCCUUGUCUUCUUGCAAGACAGACGUGAUUUGUGACCUCAAAUCCGCAACGCAAAUUUUUGGAAACACACCUUCUCAAUAUGGGGGGGGGGAAUGUUUCCUCUCAAUAUCGGAUACAGAAAAACUUGAGCUACAUACCGCCGAAUCUGACUGGUGGAGCGAGUGACGCCGAUCUUCUUGGGGGAGCGGCAGGCCAACAACAGCGGCAAACGAUCGGGCUGACAACCUUGUUUGGACCACCGGGAGGGGAGUUGAUUCCUGGUGUGGAGGGAACGGCGCAACCUGCAGCUGGUCGAUUCAGUAAUGAUUUCUAUUUUGAUGUGGUCGAGGACUCUUUGUUCGAACAACAUGCAUGACAGGUUUAUGAAAGCAAUGCUUCUCCUUUGUGCAGGAGCAGGUUUCCAUGCGAAAUACAGCAAAAGCACAAGCAGCGUACAAACCCUGAACACCAAAACUCCCCAGCCCGGACGACCGACGUGAGACACCGAAAGUCGCGUCCUUCGCUGCUCCCACAGGUUUCAUUACAGCCACUCGUGUUGGUAGACAAAGAGCAAUCUGCAGCACUAACUGCUGGCCUGGCAACGAUUUCUCAACAGCAAAUCCAGCAGCCGCGCCAACUGCAACCUGACGUAUUUUCUCAAGCUUCUACCAACCUCGCCAACAAUCCAAAUGUCCAGCAAAUCCGGCGGGCGUUUGAGCUGGCUGGCACGUGGCGCCGCCUGCAGAGGACCUUGGUGAGAUUGAAGAGGACCGCGGUCAAUCCGAAUCUCCCUUCAAUUGAGUUUGACCAAAUGAGGGACGAACUGAUCGCCGUUUCCGAAAGGAUCCGGACUCUGGUGGAGCAGGCGAUCAAGCCAAAUUAUGCAGGAGGUGACUUUGGUCUCCAAAACCGCCUGACGCUGAUCGGCGCUGCGUCGGCGAAUCCGUUGGCUUUGAAGCCAACGUCACACGCUUUGCGGGACUUCGUGACUGUGAUGAAGCAACAAGCUGGAGCUGCUUCUGGUGCGUCGGCGGGGAUGUUGAGCUCAGCGUCUUCCGGCGCGGCUAUUAACGAUCCAAACCUGUCCUGGUUGCAGGAGUCGAAGCUGUUUGACCUGAUCGUCGGAAUCCUGCAAGUGUUCGAGCAAACGAACAGUGUGCCGAAAGAGCAACAGGAAGAGGCCUUGGUCAGAUUCGCCAUUGCGCAAGCGGAUGCGGGGAAUGUGGAGUUCUUCGCAAGUAGCGGGACGAGAGCCACUGCUGGCUCGCCGCUCGGCGCGGGAGUCGGAACGCUGGGUCUGACCAACCCGUUUGCUGGCACCGCUGAAAAUCCCAGUUCCUCCUCGCAACAGGUACGGCUUUGCACGAGAAGAAAGGUUAGCCAAGAACCCAUGAGCUGUUAGGGGCUUCAUUGUUUACCUAUUUCUGCAUGACAAACUCCUAUUUCAUGAUCUGCAUGACAAACAUAAAUCGAUCCGAAAAAACCUCAGAUUGGCAUCCAGCCCAUUCAACCCCAGUGGCCACAGUGGUCGGGCUUUGGCCGGAAAAGCAUCCCUUCGGGCGCGAAGGAGGAGGACACGAUCGACCAGUCCAGGGAGCAAUCGGCAACGCAGAACAUCACCAUUCGCGAAUCUUCACCCGGACGAGGAGGUGGACUUAGCAAAACAGCUGGGCAGCUGGUGCUACAACCAGGAAUGAACAAACUUGGCUCCUCAACGCUCGUAUUGGACCCAUUGAAUGGAUCCUCGACCGUUCUGAUGAACGGAGCAGGAAAUGCAGCUGCUAGCAGUUUAAUACAGCCAGGACCUGCUUCCCAGAGUAGUACAAGACGUAGUUCCGUGAUUCGCUCACCCCUGGACACGCUAAACGCCACGAUACCGCUGAACAAUCAGAGCAGUCUAGCCGUGGGAGAAAAAGUGCCAACAUUUGAUGGUGGAAACGAAAACCUGCAAGACGACCGCCUGCUGAGCAGCUUCAUCUUGCCGAACAAGAAGCCCACGACGUUCUCUCCCGCAACGGUUGCUCCUGCUGUAACAAGUUCUGGACCACUACAACCGGGAGCUGCAACUACUGCCGCCUUUUCCCGUGGCGCCUCGGCUCUGAAUCUGCAAAUUGGCGGGUCCAGUCCGUCUUCGGCGAAGCUGCAAAGGCAUCAGGGUACUUCUUCUAGUAGACAACCUUCCCCAACAGGACUACAGCCUGGCAGAACCGCUGCAUCUUCUCCGCCAAUUAUGAGCAAAUCCUUCAUUCCGGGUAUUCUGCAACAAAACGCGAAAAAUCGAGUGAAGCCAAUACCGCGAAAAAUCGAGGUUUUUCUGUCUCGCGUGAACAACCCAAAUCAGAAGUACGGGCUGGUGAAUGUGCCGAAUUUCGCCGACCACAACUCCCCCCCCGGGUUUUUCAACGGCUCCAGGUCGAGUUCAAAUCCGUUGCAGAAUGGCAGUUUGUUGGUAAAGUUCGUGGACCAGUACGGAUUGCUGUACCAGUGGAAUUUGGAGCAGGAAAGAUUGGCUGGACAAAAAGCUGCAUCAGGCUCAGCAUCUGAUCAACAGCUCAACACCGUAUCAAAAGAAAAAAGCAUCCUCGCACUGGUAGAAUAUAUAAAUCGCAUGACAAUGAAUCCGACCAGCAUGAAAAAUGGAAUUUGUAAUGCUGGUUAGAUUACAAAGAUAGAUCUGUCAUGGACCAUUGCCAUUACUACGAGUGCGAUGCUUUUGCAAUGCAUACACCGUCGACGUUGGCGAUUUGAUCCUGUCCGUCAACAACCAAACCACGGUGUUUGGCAUGCGGUCGGAACUGCAGAAAGCGGAUGAGGUCCGGCUCGUGGUGGUGAAGGGCGACAGCGAUAGCGGUGUUGCUGGGAUAGCAACAGCAGCCUCUGGUCCGCGGGGCCAACAACACAGUUCUUCUCUAAAUUCCAGCAUGCAACGCGGCGGCAGUCCAGUACUAGUACGGAAUCCACAAGCGGGCGUUGGAACAUCGGUGCCGCUGCUAUCUUCCACAAUCAGAAGCAGCGGUCGUGCGUCGCCUGUGACGCCGUUACUCCCGCAGGACAAUAGGCGAAGUCCAGAAAUGUCAAAUGCUGCAACUUCUGCUGCAAUGGCAUCAACGGAGGAGGCCUAUUUGCGGGCCCGCGUGGAAGAGCUAGAGAACGCUUUGCUAGAGAAGAUGGGCCUCAAGUCAACGCAGAGCAGCAAGCAAUCCGCUGGUGUUCUCAACGCGAACAUAUUCGACGCGAACCAAACACCAAACUUCGCGACCAACGCAACCAGCGAAACCGACGAGCAGUUGUCGCGGACCGUUUUGCUGCAGCCGGGCCAGGAGGUGGAGAUCAUAAAAUCCCCGACAAGGAAUAACCCGAAGUACGAGCGGCUGUUGCUGAAGGCCCCAGGGAUUGACGGUGGGGUAAAUCCAAUGGACCCUUACGGAAAAAUGAACGCGAUUUUGGAAACUUCGGCUGACCAAACGAAACAAGAACUGCGGACGAAUGAAGGAUUGUCUCCUACUUCAGCUCUGAGUCGGGCAUCCGGUCUAGGUGCGGGCAUAAGUGCUGGAGGGAGUAGCGCAAGUGCAAAUGCUGCGGGUGGGAGCAUGGCAGCUGCAAGUGGAGAGGUUGUGCAACAAGCGAACGCAGCGACGACAGCCGAGGUGGAGGACAGACUCAUGUCUGCAGCGGUGGCUGCAGGAACGAGCUACACGAACGCGUCGUCCUACGACAGCUAUUAUAGUGGAGCCGCUGGCGUAGUUCAAGGCGGCAACAACUACGACGACGCAUUUUACGAUUCCUACGACGCGACAGCAGAACAGUUCCUGCAAAACCAGAGCAAGAGCUACUCUUAUGGAACAAAUGACAUGCGAACCACAACCACCCGUGGUCGAGGUCUGAUUUGCAGAAAAAUAAGUAGACCCGCCGUCUUUUGUAUGAGAGCUACAAGGGUGCGUCCGCAUGCUGCCAUGCGGUAGCCUGUGAUUAUGUCGCGUUCAAAAAAUGAAAAACAACCUAGCGGCCAUGGUGCGAGAGUAAGUACGUGCAUUCAUGUUCCAUAAUUCCGCGUAUUCAGAAGAACAAAGACCGUCGAUGGCAGAACAAAGAUCCCCCGGCAGCCGAAUGGGCAGUAGCAGAAACUCGAAAACCACGCCAGCUGUGUUUGAAUCUUCUCUCCCCGAAGAUGCCGUCGUCUUGCCCGAGGAGGGUCAAUACUCUCUCGAUGGCGGAGGUGGAGGUGGUGGUGCUGCUGCUGCUUCUGCUGCUGCUGCACAGAGUGACUACUAUUCAGCAGCGACUGCUUCUGCCGGAAACACCACUAGAAAAACCGCCUCAACAGCCACGAGAACCUCUGUCUCCGCUGCUCAGCCGUCACGCGCUUCUCUCGCGAAAGCUGCAGCGCUUCCGACGAGUUCGUCUUCAACACAAAGAAUCGUGCCGGGCCCCCGCUCGAGCGUGACCGUGGGGGGCACGGGAUCGAUGUUGCCGGCCACCCAGCCACCGCCACGGAGAAAAAGCUCCCCCUCCGGCUCGGUCUCGCCGAAAUCGCAGUCCGCCGUGCCGAAAACGCGCAACAGCGUCAGAGCGGGAAUCGGAGGAAGUGCGGCCAGUAUGUCGUCAGCCUUCAAUAACAGCAACUCGAAGGGGACUGAUAAUUGGAACGACUAUUACAACCAAGAUUACGGCAACGGAUCCGCCACGCAAAAUAACCUUGCAAGCGGCUAUAAUCCGGCGAAAAAGCAGGCUUCGAUGUUGAAACAGGGAGAAAUUAUCGACACCUACCAGCAGGACACGUACAGAACUAGUAGUGGAAGGCCUUCCAGCAUCGGCCGGAACAGCAGGGUAUCUUCCACAAGCGGUGGAGUGACAGCGACUGCUGGUGGUGCGCAGCAGCAGGUCGUUGUGAGAAAGUCCCGAUCUUCCUCCCCAGUCUCCCCGAAUGGCGGCGCAACCAACCUACCACAGCAGCGCCCUUCCGCCCGUCGCACCAGUUCUCCCUCAAUGAUGUCUGCCGGUAACGAUAGCGGGGUUUUCGCGAAGGCAAAGCCGCGCGUGUCCAUUGGAGGAACGACAGUGGUGCCAGUUGGUGCAGGUAGUGCUUCAUCUGCAAAAGCGGCUAGUUCGGCGGUGCGGCGGAGUGUUUCGCCAGGAGCUACUACCACAGCAUCGGCGGCGGCAAAGGCGGGUGCUAGAAAUAGAAGUAGUUCCUACAACUACUACGACGAGCCCGGGGCAACGGAUGCGACCACUAGCAGCUACAAUUACAGCAACUACACCUACUACGCGGAGCCGCAAGGCAACAGCUCCAGUAACCAGCAGAGAAGGGUUAGCUUCGGCGAUACGGAGCGGAAAAGUGGCCGAGCGAGUGUUGUAAGUGGCGGUGGAAUUCGGUACCGGGUUGUCGAUCCAAAAGACCCCGUGGACAUUGCUGUAGAGAAAGCAGUGGGGAGGUUGCCGCCGACCUUGAAGCUCAGUAAAAUUUUUAUGAACUAAAUUUGUUCCGCGAAGCUGUUGCUGUUGUUCACGCAACAUCUUUACAAAAUGUUGCAAUCUGUCAUGCAUUAAAGAUGUUCCGGAGCAAAAUAAAUCACAACAUUAUGCAAGAACUCGCUCUUCUUCCUGAAAAGCCUUACACCUUGAACCUCAACACAGGCCCCACUCAAGGUGACCAGUCGAAGUUGAAGCUGGUUCGGCUGAAAACCAUGAUCUACAAGCUGGGGGACCGAAAAUUCUUCUGCAACUUGGUGAACGGCAAACUGCAGGUACGGCUGGGCGGGACGCACGUCGACUUUGAGGAGUUUGUACUGAAGACGAUCGAGUUUGACUUACACAAAGACGACUCCUUCGAGCUGCAAAUGCCGAAUCCGUACGCCUAG
Amoebophrya sp. A120 is the source of this 7029-nucleotide messenger RNA. The record is from the annotation of a GenBank genome assembly. NCBI's taxonomy places the organism in Eukaryota, Dinophyceae, Syndiniales, Amoebophryaceae.